UUUUUUUUGCAGACGUAUCCAGCAACUAGUCAGUGCUAAAAUAGAGCACACUUCUACAAACAUCUAUCAUCUACAAUGCUGAAAAUGCCUACAAAUGAAAUAUCAGAAGGUUGGAGUAUGUGUACUGGUGCAAGGAGAACGUGUUGUUGAGCAUGGAUAGAGAUUUACUCAAGCAGUCCGUGGCGUUUCAUGGACAGACCCUGUUUUCUCUUUUAAAAUGUGAACAAAGUGAAAAUCCAGACUUUAAACAUGUUACAGCUGAUCUCGCCAAAUCUGUGAACCAGAGGGAUAAAGAAGAUGACAGUCCUGUUGUGGAACAGUUUAUUGCAAGGAAAGCAGACCUUCUGUUUGCUCCGGCAUGGAAAUCAACCACACCUGGAGAAGAGGAGUGGCAGGAAGAGUCACAAGAACCAUAUGCCAUCAUGCCUCCAUUGGAACAAUUCAUGGAUGUUUCUUAUAACGAGAGGAGAGAACUUUUCUACAGAGAUGUCGAGCGAGGCGAUGUAGUCAUCGGCAGAAUUACGUCAAUCCGAGAUUUCGGGUUCUUUGUUAAUCUUCUCUGCACCGCUGGGGGAAUGGAGAGGGACGUAGAAGAUCUGGAGAUCAUGGGUCUGUGUCCAAUCAGAGAUGUCCCAUCAACCGGAAAUCAUGAUGAUCCUUUGUCUUAUUUCCAGAUUGGGGAUUUGAUCAGAGCUGGUGUGAAGGACAUUGACCGCUAUCAUGAGAAGCUGACAAUCUCACUUUAUCCCACCUCUCUGGCCUUGAACAUGGAGCGAACCAAAUUGGGUGUAAUAAGCAAAGAAGAGUUACCUCUUCACUACACUCGUGGUGAACAGGUGACUACAGACAGCAGAGAGUCAUACGAGAUGUUACUCCAGAGUUCACUCGGCUUCUCUAACCCGUCCAGUGUUGACUAUUUGCUCGGCAUGCUGGGAAUCGGUGACACACAGUCUCACUCACUAAUGAGAGGAUUACAGAGUAAACAUUUCAUGGAAGAUGAUUUUGCAAGUGCAAUUCGGAAGAAGCAGUCUGCUUCCUGGGCAUUGAAAUGUGUGAAAGCUGGUGUGAAUCAUUUCAAAUCAGGCCGCCAUGUAGAAGCAAUGAAUGAGUACAACAAGGCUUUAGAGAUCGACACCAAUAAUGUCGAGGCUCUUGUAGCACGUGGCGCUCUAUAUGCCACUAAAGGCAGCUUGGUGAAAGCUAUCAGUGACUUUGAGCUAGCUUUGGAAAGCUGCCCAACACACAGGAACGCUAAGAAAUAUCUGUGCCAAACACUGGUGGAACGAGGUGGCCAGCUGGAAGAAGAGGAAAAGCUGAUUACAGCAGAAGGGCUUUAUAAGAAAGCAAUAGCUUUAGAUGACACGUUUCAUGAAGCGAAGGAAGCGCUGAGGAAGCUGCAGAUGCACAUCCAGAAAACUCUUAAACUGAAAGCCGAAGAGGCUGCAAAGGAGAAGGAAAAGCAACCAACUGCGGAGACGAGCGCAGAAAAAUUACGUAAGAUCUUAAAAGAAGAAAAAAGGAUGAAAAAGAAAAGGAAGAGGUAUGACUCCACGUCAGAGACGUCCUCAAGCUCUGAUUCCUCCAGUGAUGACUUGUCCAGUCGCAAAAAACCCAAAAAGCGAAAGCACAAACGUAGACGCUCCUCACACAGUGGUAAAAAACACAAGCAAAGGGUUUCGUCACGUGAUGAGGAGGAGCACUACCCUGUUCCUGCUAACACCUCAGCAUCCUUCAUUAAUGAGAAACAAACCCUCAUUAAACUGCUGGAUGGAGAGAACAGAGCCGAAAACCGAAGACUCUCUCAUGAAAAAAGCAGAGAAGGUAGGUUUGAAGACGACCCCUUCACCCGGAGCCCUGAGACUGAGGACAGGAAGGUCAAGGGUCAACAUGAGUGCUUCAGCGGAUUAAAUGGCCGGGACAAAGACACAUACAGCGAUCGCAGAAGAUCUGAAGAUGAACACAGCACUCAACUGGAAAGUUGUAGAAGUGCACGCAUCACUUCCUGUAGGAAGGAUUCCUCCUCCUCUGCCUAUUCAGAAACCUCACGCAAAUCUGACUCGCGCGAUUUCGACUCUCGCAAAUCCAGCUCUCGCACAUCUGACUCGCGCAAUUCUCACUCGUCUGACUCUCGUAGAUCAGACUCUUAUAAAUCUGGAAGCCAUGGGAGGUCAGAGGUCAGGGAAGGGAAUGAUCAUCAAAUUAGCUACAGUGAUGUGAGCAAAGCCUGGGAGGGAAACCAGAAAAAGAAGGUACCCACCAAUUUACUGGAUAUCUUUAAUCAGAUUGCUGAAUUUGAGAGAGAAAGAAAGAAGAAAUGAAUAUAAUGCAAUUUUCUGUGUUGUCGCAAUCGCUUCCUGCCUUGAAGAAACAAAUAGAGAUGGAGUGAUUAACAUGAGAACCCAGACCUGCCAACCUUUACCUUACAUUGCAUAGGAAUAUGCUGAUACACAUUAUCACUUAAAAAUACAUAAAAAUUACACAUUAUAGAGUCUUCUUCACAUUUUCCCACAUGAAAGAUGUCCUCACUGUCUGUCAUGGUAAAAGGAGAAUGUUUUGAGUUCAUUAACUUGAAAUAAAUUCAGUGUCUGUUCACUUAGUUCACAUUAGACAUGUAUAUAAUAAGUUAAACAGUUUAACAGUUAGUAUAACAGUUAAAUGUGUUUGUUAUAUAUUAAAUAUAAUAAAGGAAUGUAUUAAAGGAAAGUGAUUUGGAUGAAAGAGGAAGAAAACUUUAGACAACAAAUUUGAAAAUGAAUCAUUUUGGAAAAUAUAUGGGACAAAGCAUUAUUACUCUUCGAGGUUGGCAGGUCUGGAUACACUGAUGCCUUGUAAUAAACAAACAUGAUGAUACCAUGUGUUAAUGUAGCAAUUAUCACUUCUUUAUACCUUAUUGUUUAUUUUCUAAAAUGAAAUGCUUCCUUGACAAAAAAAAAAAAAAAAAAAAAACAGCACAAAAAUCUUUGUAGUUAAAAACUUUAUCAAAGUGGUUCAUGGUUCUGGGUUUAAAACGACAGUCAGUACAUUUCAGUACAUUCAUGGAUGAGGUUUGUUGCCAAUUUUUCUCUAUAGAGGGCUAUAAACUGCAGAAUGUAAUCAGGUGUGGAAAUGUACGGAUUGUAGUUUAGCUAAUAAUUAGAUGUACAUCUGUCUAUUUUUAGGGCUUUCACUCUGAUGCUUUUUGUUUCUCAAUCAGUCUGAUUAAUGUUUUAGGAAUGUGUGUACAACAUGUAAACCAAUAUAUCCAAGCAUCUCCUAAUAAACUGAUGGUUAAAGCAAAAGUAAUUUGCUUAAUCUUGUAUAAUUUGUGUAGCCAGUAUUUAUACCUGAAUUUAGAUAUGCAUCAUGCUAAACUGGUGGCUGUAAUCUUUUUUGUUUACUGUUAGCUUUGUAGCUUUAAUGCAAAACUAAAAAAAAAAAAAAAAAACCCAAAAACCAACAGCUUAAUACUAUACAGUAUGGUGAUUACAUGGAAAUGGUGUCUAGUUUUUGGCAUUUUAUCAUUUAUCAUUUAUAAGCGACAUCAAAAAAGUAAUUGUUUUUUCAAGUUAAUAGUUUUCUUCUAGACCUACUGUAGCUUGUACUUCAAGAUGUUUACAGUAAAUUUAAUAUUAGCUUCAUCUGUUGUCACGUUUCUGUGUGCAUCAUUAUUUUUUAUAAUAAAAGCAGCAGUUUUCA
Messenger RNA from Ictalurus furcatus (blue catfish), 3675 nucleotides. It is a transcript of the gene ttc14, whose product is annotated as tetratricopeptide repeat domain 14. Gene Ontology annotation, molecular function: nucleic acid binding; protein binding. The record is from RefSeq and is a predicted model, not a curated record. NCBI's taxonomy places the organism in Eukaryota, Metazoa, Chordata, Actinopteri, Siluriformes, Ictaluridae. The transcript is spliced from 13 exons. Bases 153 to 2318 code for a protein of 721 amino acids.